AGGUUCAGUGGUGCGGCUUUUGCUGGUGUAGAUCCACAGCACGUCUUUCUUUUCUAUUCUCCGUGGCCCCAUUUUUCUGUCGCUCUCUCAGCUCGAUUGCACUGUCGACGCACAAGGAAGCACAUAAAUACCCAAGUGAUCCUGUACAGUAGACUCCAUAUCUUCUUUUUUUGCUGUAAGCAAACAAAUAAAUAGCAAAAACGGGCGAUAAAUAUACGCUUCUCAAUCUUUUACUUCUGUAGAGCACGCAAAAAAUUUCAAGGCAAAGCCGAACUCUCAAAAAUGCCGACUAAAAUGGCUGCGGCCGACUUUGAGUUCGGUCCGCCACUUGGCACCGGUGCCUUUAGCAAAGUUGUCGUUGGGCUUUACAAGCCAACGGGGGUGAAGUAUGCUGUCAAGUUUAUUUCGAAACGAUCGAUUCUUGAUGCCGCGUCUGAUGAGGAACGCAUGCAUAUGGCCGAGGUGGCGCGGCGGGAGACGCGAAUGCUACUUAUGUGCGAGCACCCCAACAUUGUCAGGUUCUACGCCUCAAUGCAGACGACGGAGGACUUGCUCUACGUCACGGAGCUGUGCGAGGGCGGAGAGCUACUGAAGCACAUCGAGCGCUGGGGGCGCAUCCCCCUCGAGGCGGCGCGCUGCGCCGCUGCAGAGCUCUUCUCUGCCGUCUUUUACCUGCACCACGGUGAGAAGAAAACAAUCACCCCGAAUGGGUUCGUCACGAAGCCGGUCCCCGUAAUUCACCGCGACAUCAAGCCGGAGAACAUCAUGCUUAGUGCGGACAAGCAUGUGCGGCUGAUCGACUUCGGCACGGCGGUGGUCUGCGAUUCCGCCAAUGACAAGGCGACUGAAAAUGACACCGGCGGCAACGGCCGCGCGCAGACGUUCUGCGGCACCACCUAUUACAUGUCCCCAGAGCUGUUAGAGAACAGCUUCACCUGCUGCGCCUCCGACUAUUGGGGCUGUGGGUGCGUACUGUACUUAAUGCUGGUCGGUCGCCGCCCGUUCGACGCCUCAACGCAGUACCUGCUCAUCAAAACAAUCCUCGAAAAGGAGCCGGAGUUCCCCGACGACAUCGACCCUGACGCAAAGGAUCUCAUCAAGAAGCUGCUCGUGAAGGACGAAAAGACGCGUAUUGGCAUGAACGAGAUCAAGCGUCAUCCCUUUCUUUCCUCGGUCGACCUGAACGCGGUGUCAAGGAAGAAUGUGGCGGACUUCUGGCUGCGCGAGAUACCGUGGGUGGACGAGUCGACGGUGUCAGCCUGCAGCAACUGUAAAAAGGCUUUUGGCCUCCUACAGGGCAAGAAGGUUUGCUGCAAUUGCGGAGGGAUCAUGUGCAAUGCGUGUCUCUCGGCGAUGCGUCUCAUACCUGAGUCGCGGUUUAGAACGCCUCAGCACGUCUGCGCGGCCUGCGCAACCGUGUUGGAUGACGCGGCACCUUCGUAA
Molecule: messenger RNA, 1443 nt
Organism: Leptomonas pyrrhocoris
Lineage: Eukaryota; Euglenozoa; Kinetoplastea; Trypanosomatida; Trypanosomatidae
Product: putative protein kinase
Exons: 1
Coding region: 283-1443 (386 amino acids)
Biological process (GO): intracellular signal transduction; peptidyl-serine phosphorylation
Molecular function (GO): protein serine/threonine kinase activity; metal ion binding; ATP binding
Source: RefSeq, a predicted model, not a curated record